Molecule: messenger RNA, 1533 nt
Organism: Durotheca rogersii
Lineage: Eukaryota; Fungi; Ascomycota; Sordariomycetes; Xylariales; Xylariaceae
Product: Arginase/deacetylase
Exons: 7
Coding region: 64-1245 (393 amino acids)
Molecular function (GO): metal ion binding; agmatinase activity
Source: RefSeq, a predicted model, not a curated record
UGUGCAAUUUUAAAGUAGUCCACCUAUCGACUUAAGUGAUGUUAUAGAACCGGCUGUCUAGACAUGUUGGCCGCUCUCCUCGUGGCCGGCUACUUAGCCCAUGCUACAGCUCAUGAAAUACACGAUGAUCAGAAAGCCCUAUCCGGGCCUCAUCAAUCGUUGUGGUAUAAUGUUUUGCCUGGAGACGGCGGAACACAGGCAGACUCGGUAUUCUCGGGGAUUUCUACAUUUGGGCGCCUACCGUAUCAGCCGUGUCUCAGCAAUGGGGACGUUCAUUACGACCUCGCCUUCAUAGGUGCCCCGUUCGAUACCGGUACAUCCUACCGGCCCGGCGCACGAUUCGGCCCCUCGGGGAUUCGCCAAGGGUCUCGACGUCUCAAUCUUUACGGAGGAUAUAAUGUCCCCCUUGAUACAAACCCCUUUCAUUCCUGGGCGAAGGUCCUCGACUGCGGGGAUAUCCCGGUCACAUCAUAUGAUAAUACCUGGGCUCUAAAGCAGAUCGAAGAAGGCCACUACCGCAUCCUAUCCCGAGCACCCAAAACAAACGCAGAUAAGCCCGGGCCGUCUAAGAACGGGAAGACCUUACCGCGCGUCAUCACCCUCGGGGGUGACCAUACCAUCACUCUUCCCUUGCUCCGUUCCAUCAACCGAGCAUAUGGCCCCGUGUCUGUCAUCCACUUUGAUAGCCACCUGGAUACUUGGCGUCCCAAAGUCUUCGGCGGCUCGCCCUCGGAGGUGGCUAGCAUCAACCACGGGACAUAUUUCUACCAUGCGGCGCGCGAGGGCCUGCUGGCUAACGACAGCAACGUACAUGCGGGCAUCCGGACGACGCUGAGCGGACCGGGGGACUACGAAAACGACGGGUACUGCGGGUUCGAGAUCGUGGAGGCGCGCGAGAUCGACAACGGAAAUGGCACCGCGGGCAUCGUGCGGAAGAUCCUGGACCGCGUCGGCACCGAGAAGCCCGUAUACCUGUCGCUUGACAUCGACACGCUCGACCCGGCGUUUGCGCCCGCCACAGGGACCCCCGAGACCGGCGGCUGGAGCACGCGGGAGCUGCGGACGAUACUGCGCGGCCUCGAGGACGUGAAUUUAGUGGCGGCAGAUAUCGUGGAGGUUGCGCCCGCCUACGAUACGAACGCCGAGCACACGACGAUGGCAGCAGCAGAUGCGCUGUUCGAGAUCAUGAGCAUUAUGCUUAAAAAGGGACCGCUCAGCAACAUGGUGGCCCGAGACGAACUAUGAGCCUGGUGCUCUCUCCCCGCUCCUUUAGAAAGGCGACUCGAGAUGGACUUCGAAAGGGGGAGUGGGGAGGACGGCCGUUGGGGUGGGGGACCAGCAGGGCCGUCUUGUGGUGGACGAGAAAGUAGAGAGAGAUAUUACGUAGGCCCAGCGGACUUUGUUUCAAAAAAAAAAAAAAAAAGGAGAUGGCACUGCGUAGAAACAAGCUGGAAAAGGAGAAGAGAAAGAGGCUACUACGGUUCAGGGUCUAGUGCACGGUGGCCGCGACAUGGGGUGGUCACAAGGAAAGAG